AUGCAUAUCCAAUCGAUUCCCAUGUGGACAGGGAAAGGCAACAACUAUGCGUACCUCGUAACGGACGAGUCGACCAAGCAGUCGGUUAUCAUUGAUCCCGCCAAUCCUCCAGAGGUUGCCCCGGAACUCAAAACUCAGAUUGCUUCUGGCAAGAUUGACCUGACGGCUAUUGUAAACACCCACCACCAUUGGGAUCAUGCUGGCGGCAAUCAUGACAUUUUGAAAGAAUUCAAGGGCCUUCAGGUCAUCGGUGGCAAGGACUGCCCAUCUGUCACCAAGACUCCCACUCAUGGAGAAGAGUUCAAGAUCGGAGACCGUAUCUCAGUGAAGGCCUUGCAUACUCCUUGUCAUACGCAAGACAGUAUUUGCUACUAUAUGCAAGAUGGAGACGAGCGUGUUGUUUUCACAGGCGAUACUCUCUUUAUUGGUGGAUGUGGCCGUUUCUUUGAAGGAAGUGCGAAGGAGAUGCACAAAGCCUUGAACGAGACCCUCGCCGCUCUGCCUGACGAUACCAAGGUUUAUCCCGGUCAUGAGUAUACCAAGGCCAAUGUCAAGUUCUGCAUUGCAGUAUCGCAGACAGAGCCUAUCAAAAAGCUCCAGGCAUUUGCGGAGAAGAACAAGGAGACACAGGGGAAAUUCACCAUCGGCGACGAGAAGCUCCACAAUGUGUUCAUGCGUGUCAAUAACUAUGGAGGGGCGAGUGAUUCGGAGGUUCAGAAUCAUCUGGAGGUUGUAUUCUAUCCCGACUCCAACCACCGUCGCAAGUCCUCCCUUGUUACGAUGGACAAGCCGAGGAUUCAACCUCACCCAGCUCAGAAUGACAGGACGACCGCUUGCUACGUCCAUUCCCUUAUUGCGAGCGAGUGGACAUCACCCCCACACUACUUGAAAGAUAGAGAAGGUACGGAAGAUGCGAUACAGACAUUUAACGAGAUCGAGACGAAGCCCGUGACAAAUACCAAAGGUAUCGAGCCAGAGGAGCUGGUCUCGGUGGUCGACCGUGACAACAAACCGUUACCCACAAUCAUCGAAUCCCGGCACCUCACGAAAAGACAGUUAUCAGACAUGGCCUGGAAUGUGCGCAAGCUGUCCAAGAAGCUUGGCAGCAUCAAGCUAAGGCUCACUGUGAAGAAUAUCUUCAUAGUAAGCAAGGCGCAGGACCAGUCUCUGGUAAGCCUGACUCGAAAGGUUACAAGGUGGCUACUCUCCAAGGACCGGGACUCUCCGUACGUGGUCUAUGUCGAGCGGCGGCUCGAGACGAAUGCGGACUUUGGUGCAUUGCAACUGGUUCAAGAUGAGCCAUCCGCCGAGGGCCGGCUCAAGUACUGGGAUCCCAAGCUUGCGCAAGAACAGCCGCAUUUAUUUGAUUUUGUUAUCACACUUGGUGGAGACGGAACCGUUCUAUACACGAGCUGGCUGUUCCAACGCAUCGUGCCGCCUGUGCUCUCCUUUGCGCUGGGAUCGCUGGGCUUCUUAACAAAUUUCAAUUUUGCGGAUUAUCAGAAUAGCCUGAAUAACGCUUUCCGGGAUGGCGUUUUCGUCAGCCUCCGGCUACGGUUCGAAUGCACCAUUAUGCGCAGCAAAGCGCGAAUGAGAGACCCGCAUUCUCGUUCUUUAUCAGACCGUGACCUGGUAGAGGAAUUGAUCGGGGAGGAAGGGGAGGACACAUUGACGCACACCCCAGAUAAAGUGUACGAGAUUCUCAACGAUGUGGUCCUCGACCGGGGGCCAAACCCAACCAUGUCUCAAAUCGAACUCUUCGGGGACGAUGAGCAUUUCACCACACUGCUUGCUGACGGAAUCUGCAUUGCUACCCCAACCGGAUCAACUGCUUACAACCUCGCCGCUGGCGGCUCUCUUUCGCACCCGGAAAACCCUGUCAUCCUUGUCACUGCCAUCUGUGCCCAUACGCUGUCCUUUCGGCCGAUCAUUCUACCAGACACCAUUGUCUUGCGCAUGGGUGUGCCGUAUGAUGCACGCACGAGCUCAUGGGCUAGCUUUGAUGGACGAGAGAGAAUCGAGUUACACCCUGGUGACUAUGUCACCGUGUCAGCCUCGAGAUAUCCUUUUGCCAAUGUCCUCCCUCCCGGUGGGCAGGGUGAGGGCUGGGUGCACAGCAUCUCCAAGACUUUGAAUUGGAAUUCGCGACAAAAGCAGAAGAGCUUCAAGUAG
Penicillium digitatum Pd1 is the source of this 2172-nucleotide messenger RNA. The record is from RefSeq and is a predicted model, not a curated record. NCBI's taxonomy places the organism in Eukaryota, Fungi, Ascomycota, Eurotiomycetes, Eurotiales, Aspergillaceae.